AUGGAUUUGAAAUUCAUCAAAUCCAAACAAUUCCGACAAGUACCGUUCGCGUUAAUACCGCAGUAUAAAAAAGAAAUCAAUCGGUUAAAAGAUGCUGAAAUAUUAAAGCCAGUGCAAUUUAGUGAAUGGGCAUCACCUAUCGUGUUAGCCAAAAAACCUGAUGGGUCGGUUCGUAUUUGCGCAGAUUUUAAAGCUACUGUGAAUCCACAAAUUGAUGUUGAACCAUAUCCAUCACCUUUGCGCGAAAGUUUAUUUCACACUAUUCGGCACGGGAAACUGUUUACAAAAAUAGAUUUGAAAGGCGCUUAUUUGCAAAUGGAGCUAGAUGAUGAAACUAAAAAAGUCUUAGUAAUAAAGACUCCAAUCGGUCUUUUUCAGUACCAACGUCUUCCGUACGGUAUUGCUAGUGCGCUUGCAAUUUUUCAAAGGUACUUAGAGCAAUUAUUAGAAAAUCAAGAAGGCUGUGGAAAUUUUUUAGAUGAUAUUAUUACAACCGCUUCUAGUACCGAAGAACAUAUCAAACGUGUGAAAAAUGCUACAGAAUUAGCACAUUAUCGGGAAGAUUUACAAUUACACGUUGCUGCUGAUGCGUCAUCAUAUGGAAUCGGUGCUGUAUUAUCUCACAUUUUGGCCGAUAGUUCCGAAAAACCAAUUGCUUUUGCAUCGAAAACAUUGGAUCGGCAUCAAGUCAGAUAG
Messenger RNA from Teleopsis dalmanni, 696 nucleotides. RefSeq lists its product as uncharacterized. Bases 1 to 696 code for a protein of 231 amino acids. Lineage: Eukaryota; Metazoa; Arthropoda; Insecta; Diptera; Diopsidae. The record is from RefSeq and is a predicted model, not a curated record. The transcript is spliced from 3 exons.